Molecule: messenger RNA, 750 nt
Organism: Myiozetetes cayanensis
Lineage: Eukaryota; Metazoa; Chordata; Aves; Passeriformes; Tyrannidae
Product: translation initiation factor IF-2-like
Exons: 2
Coding region: 1-750 (249 amino acids)
Source: RefSeq, a predicted model, not a curated record
AUGCGGGUGGUGAGCGCCGGCUCGGGGCGGAGCGGCGGGCAGCCCGCCUGCCGCCAGCGCCCGCAGCCCGCCGGGGCCCGGCCGCGGCCGCACCCGCAGGGGACGCGCUCCGGCCGCCGCCCGUCCCCGGAGGCUCCAGGGCGAGCCCGCGGCGCGGGGGGGCGCCGGUACGGGGGCGGCGGCGGCGGCAGCAGCGGAGGGACGCCCCUCCCGGGAGGGCGUCGGCCGCAGGGAGCGCGGGGCUCAGAGCGGAGCGGCAGGGCGGGCACCCCACGGACGGGCCGGGCCGCGCUGCCGCCUCUGCCCGCGGGACGGCGCCGGCGGCCGCCCGCCUUGGGCUGGGCUGGGGAUGCUGCGGGGCCGGCGAUGGUGCGGGGCCGCCCGUGCUGCGGCCGCCGCCCCCUCCGCGCCGCGCUGCUGCCGCCGCCGCCCGGUUACGCGGCACCGCUGGCGCUGCGGCGCUGCCCAAGCGGGCGGAGGCGCCGCUGUGCGCGGAACCAUCCCGGGGCGCUCCUGCGGGGCCGGGAUCGCGGCUCAGGGGAUGCAGGGCUAUGUCGGAGCGAGCAGGAACCCUGCGGCUCCCCCCGCCCCGUCCCGGCGCCCCUGCCCGCUACACACACGUCGCUCUCCCCGCUCCUCUCUCCUGGGGUCCGCCGCGGUCCCCCGCGUCCCGGGAUGCGGGUGCGCUCCCCUCCAUCUCCUUCGCCCUCUCCGUGGCGAGCGCCACUGUCUGCGGGAGAGCGAAUGUAG